This is a messenger RNA of Clupea harengus (Atlantic herring), 1941 nucleotides long. Its product is annotated as solute carrier family 2, facilitated glucose transporter member 11-like. NCBI's taxonomy places the organism in Eukaryota, Metazoa, Chordata, Actinopteri, Clupeiformes, Clupeidae. Gene Ontology annotation, molecular function: D-glucose transmembrane transporter activity. Gene Ontology annotation, biological process: dehydroascorbic acid transport. Gene Ontology annotation, cellular component: plasma membrane. The record is from RefSeq and is a predicted model, not a curated record.
AUGAUGGAGUCUGAGCCUUUGCUCAAAGACAUCACAGAAAAGCAUGAGCAAAUUAAGGUUCCUAGCACAACACUGAUUUUGGCUGUCUGCGCUUCUUGCAUUGGAGGGACAUUUCAGUAUGGCUAUAACAUAUCCAUUGUAAAUGCACCCACUAAGCAUGUGAUGACAUUUAUCAACCAAACAUGGACGGAAAGAUACAACACUGAGAUAUCAGAACAGCUGCUCACCUUCCUGUGGUCCAUCAUAGUGUCUAUUUUCACUAUCGGUGGACUUGUCGGUUCACUUGUCGGUGGAACACUGGCGAUCAAGUAUGGAAGGAAAGGGACACUGAUGAUGAACAACAUCUUUGCUUUGCUUGCAGCUUUUUUCAUGGGAAUAAGCCAUCCCACAGGGUUGUAUGAAUUGCUUAUCAUUGGACGUUUUCUAACUGGCAUAAAUGCAGGCAUAGGUUCAUGUGUGCAGUCCCUCUACCUUGGUGAGAUUGCCCCUCGGGCACUGCGUGGCGCUAUGGCCAUGGGCACAUCCAUAUUCAUCACAGGGGGCAUUUUCACAGGACAGGUGGUUGGACUGCAUGAGUUGUUGGGUGGAGAGGGAUACUGGCCCAUCUUGUUAUCCACCACCUUCAUCCCAGCGGUAGUGCAGCUCCUCGUUUUGCCCUGGUUUCCAGAAAGCCCCCGCUACCUACUGAUUGACAAAGGGGACGAGCGUGCAUGUGACGAGGCACUGAAACAGCUUCAUGGUGCAGAUAAAUACCACGGGGAGAAGGCAGACAUAGAGAAGGAGAGACUUGAUGCUGUUGGAGUCAAACCUAAGAAACCCUGGGAACUGUUCACGGAUCAGAGUCUCCGCUGGCAGCUCUACACAAUCAUUGUCCUAAACGCUUUCCAACAGCUCAAUGGAAUCAAUGCAAUCUAUUUCUAUGCAGAUUAUGUGUUCUCCCAAUCAGGAAUUCCAGAAAACAAGAUCCCUUAUGUGACACUUGGCGCCGGAAUAUGUGAACUUGUUACGGCUCUUUCCUGUGGCCUGCUGAUCGAAUCUCUGGGAAGGAGAGCACUUAUCAUCGGGGGAUACUCACUGAUGGCCUUCUGGUGCUUCUGUCUCACUGUGGCUCUUACCUUCCAGGAGGCCAGCCCAUGGGUGCCGUAUCUCAGUAUGAUCUGUGUCUUCGCUUUCAUCCUCAGCUUUGGCUUGGGACCAGGUGGAGUCACCAACAUUUUAACCACUGAACUGUUUACCCAAACUGCACGUCCUGCCGCAUAUAUGAUUGGACUGUCUGUCAACUGGCUUAGCUUCUUCAUCAUUGGAAUGGCUUUCCCAUUUAUUGUGAAUGGGCUCAAGCAAUACUGCUUCCUGGUGUUCUUGGUCGUCUGUGUUAUGGUGGCUAUCUACAUAUUCCUUGUAGUUCCGGAAACCAAGAACAAAACUUUCCUGGAGAUUCAUGCUGCAUUCCAGCACAAGGAUAGGAAGAGGGUGAAUGGUUCAGAAGGGAUCGGAGCAACACUAUGGUCAACCUCUUUGUAAACAUGGGAAUUGCAGUACUCAUUACAACCUAUAUAAUCAAUGUGUUCAUUCAUGUAAAUACUCAGAUCAAUGUGUUUGAUCACAAGAGUAAAAUAACUAUUUACAAUUUACACUACAUUUUACAUAAACUUGAACUUUAAAUAAACUUCAGUGAAUCAAUGAACACAUCAUAUGUAGUAUUUUAUGCAGUAAAAGGCAUUCACUUUUUUGUUGUAUUUUUUGGGAGAGGGAGGGAAAAGGUGACAUUUAAUUUUUUUGAAGUGACGAAUAAAAUGAAAAGAGAGCGAGAGAGCGCUUCUGUCCAUCACGGCAGUCUCUUCAACACUAACAGAGGGCUGUGCCGUUUAAUUCCGCUUUUUUGCACUGGCACUGCCUAACACAUCCCUUACAUUUGCAGGAGAUACAGUAAGUUCAUAGCUG